UUGUAACUCAGAACUGCAAAGUGGACUAAUUGUUUCAAGAUAAAGGAAGAACUACUCCAAAAAUACCCAUUUGCUUUGAAAACUAUGAUCCCUAAAAAUGUCAAAUAAGUACUAUGUUGUGGAUACUAAAACACUCUAUUCGUGAAUGUAAUGCUAUCAGAGGCGGCGGACAGUUAUUAAAAUGUUACCUUACUUAUGCAUGGAGUCCCAUUCAUUACGUUAUACAAAAAUCGAUCAUUUUAACCUCCCUCAAGUACAUUUCUGCAUGGAUUAUCUUGCCCUUUUCGAAACAAUGCUCCAUUUCAUUAGCGUGUCGGAAUAUAUGGGCGUUCUUUGCAAAAACUAAAAAAUAUGAAUAUGUAUCUUUUUUGCACUCUUCGAAAGACACACAAAAAUGGUCAAUUUUUAACCUUUUGUUCGUACAUUUUUUUAUGGAAGCUUUAUAUGGUUCUUAGAUAUAACCUGUUAUAAAAAAAUGACUAUUGCUUCCGCAGUACGAUACAUGUUAAACGCCUCUACAUAACAUGAAUUUACAUAAAACAUCGUGAGAACCGCCGUCGCAGUGGCAGUGCGUCCCCCACAUGUCAGACUGCAAUGAAAAGUUUUUCGUUUCUGAUUACGGGGUGGGCAGUGAUCAGUGCCGAGUGGAUCUAUAUUGAUUGGUCCAAGGUGCGUCCGAUUCAUGCCUUCGAUCGCUACUGGGUCCAUCUGCCAUCAAGACUGCAAUACUUGCGCCAAUCAGUGUCAGCGAGCCGCAUCACCAAUAGACAGGAAGCUCUUCCCGGUCAGUUCCCCUAUCAGGCUGCUUUGGUCGUCAACUUCACCGACGGGAUUGGCAUGUGCGGUGGGUCCAUCUUGACCCAGAAAUUUAUCUUAACUGCUGCGCAUUGCGUCUACGAUGCCCUAGGAGGCACUGCAAUAAUGGGUGCCCAUAACAUUCGCCUAACCGAACCAACCCAGCAACGAAUUUCUUUUGAUGCAGAUGACAUCAACAUGCAUUCCGGAUACACGUAUAUCAGUCCACAUAACGACAUUGCCACUAUUCGUCUGAACGAUUUAAUGAUUUUCAACGAUCGCGUGGUUCCAAUUAAACUGCCAACUGCCGCAGACAUCCGCACCUUUACCUAUUUCACCGGAACCGUAUCUGGAUUCGGGCAAACAUCCAACGACACAUCUGAAGUGCUGAUGUUCCUUAGAAAACCAACUAUAACCAACAUGGAAUGCUUUCGUUACUGGGGUAACUGGGUCGACCACCGGAACAUUUGUUUGUCCGGAGCCGGCGGUCCCGCCUCCUGCGUCGGUGACUCUGGGGGUCCACUAACUGUCAAGGUUGGUGCGAUUGUACAGGUCGGCAUUGUAUCGUUCGGAACGCCCGGUUUAUGUUGCAUUGGUUCGCCGUCGGUGUACGUUCGUGUGUCACACUACAGGAAGUGGAUUAUUCGUAACUCAGAUUUGUGA
Messenger RNA from Armigeres subalbatus, 1458 nucleotides. Its product is annotated as brachyurin-like. Gene Ontology annotation, molecular function: serine-type endopeptidase activity. The record is from RefSeq and is a predicted model, not a curated record. The coding region runs from base 595 to 1458 and encodes 287 amino acids. Gene Ontology annotation, biological process: proteolysis. NCBI's taxonomy places the organism in Eukaryota, Metazoa, Arthropoda, Insecta, Diptera, Culicidae. The transcript has a single exon.